Molecule: messenger RNA, 8340 nt
Organism: Archocentrus centrarchus (flier cichlid)
Lineage: Eukaryota; Metazoa; Chordata; Actinopteri; Cichliformes; Cichlidae
Gene: fn1a
Product: fibronectin 1a
Exons: 49
Coding region: 161-7666 (2501 amino acids)
Biological process (GO): cell-matrix adhesion; heart development; cell-substrate junction assembly
Cellular component (GO): extracellular region
Molecular function (GO): extracellular matrix structural constituent; integrin binding; proteoglycan binding
Source: RefSeq, a predicted model, not a curated record
GCAGACUGGAGAGGAGGAGUACAGAGGGAGGAGGCUGGACCGCGGCACAAAAUAUAGAGUUUAAUUGGAGUCGAGUUCUCUCCGUAUAUAUGAAAUAAAAGUUUACACCAGGGACACCUGCAAUUUUAUUCUUUAUUAAUCGAGUCACUUUUCGAUCAAUAUGACGGGCAGCACCAUCGCCAGGGUGCUGGUUGCCCUGUGUAUCGGGACCGCAGUGAACUGUAUGCCCAAAGGGACGCACAGGAAUCGGCGUCAGGCGCUGCAGCAUCGCGCCACCUCCGUCUCUCAAGAGGGUUGUUUGGAGAAUGGCCAAUUCUAUGGAAUUAAUGACCAGUGGGAGCGGCAGUUUUUGGGUAACACUCUGGUCUGUACCUGCCAUGGAGUUGCAGGAGUCAAGUGUAAAAGCAAACCUGAAGUGGAAAGGUGCUAUGAUAAAGUCACUGAGCAGUUCUACACUGUGGGAGAAACUUACGAAAGACCCAAAGAGGGCAUGAUCUGGGACUGUACCUGUAUUGGAUCCGGGAGGGGCAAAAUCAGCUGCACCAUUGCCAAUCGUUGCCAUGAGGGUGGGGCUUCGUAUAAGAUAGGUGACACCUGGAGAAGACCCCAUGACACAGGAGGUUACAUGUUGGAGUGUGUCUGUCUAGGUAACGGCAAAGGAGAGUGGGCCUGCAAACCUAUCGCUGAGCGUUGUUAUGACAACACUGCUGGAACAUCCUAUCUUGUUGGGGAGACGUGGGAGAAGCCCUAUCAGGGAUGGAUGGUCGUGGACUGCACUUGUAUCGGAGAGGGAAAUGGACGCAUCACGUGUACCUCCAGAAAUCGCUGCAAUGACCAGGACACUCUGUCCUCCUAUCGUAUUGGAGAUACCUGGACCAAGACUGAUGCCCGAGGUAACCUGCUGAAGUGUCUGUGCACAGGGAACGGCAGAGGGGAGUGGAAAUGUGAACGACAUGCCUCACUUCACACCACUGGCAUGGGCUCUGGCUCCCGUGUGAUCACGAACAUCCAGCCUGUGGUCUACCAGCCUGACACUGUGCCUGAUCAUGCCCAGGAUGGAACCUGUCAGACUGAGACAGGCCUGAUGUACUCUGUUGGCCAGCGCUGGAUUAAGAACCAGGGAACUAAGCAGAUGAUCUGUACCUGCCUUGGCACUGGUGUCAGCUGUGACCAAUGGGAUGGACCUUCUCCAGUGUAUGGUGGUAACUCCGGUGGCCUACCCUGUGUGUUCCCUUUUGUUUAUAAGGGGAAGAUCUACCACUCUUGUACCUCUGAUGGACGUGCUGACGGACAGCUGUGGUGCUCCACCUCUUCUGACUUUGAGACCGAGCAGAAAUAUUCUUUCUGUACAGAGAAGAACGCAAUAGUGGCAACACGUGGCGGUAAUUCUAAUGGCGCGCUCUGCCAGUUCCCCUUCCUCUACAAUGGCCGAAACUAUACUGAUUGUACUGCAGAUGGACGAAGAGAUGGCAUGAAGUGGUGUGGCACCACAACAAACUAUGAUGCAGAACGGCGUUUUGGGUUCUGUCCCAUGGCUGCUCACGACGAGGUGUGUACAUCGAGUGAAGGGGUGAUGUACCAUGUAGGUGAUCAGUGGGACAAACGGCAUGAUGUUCUAGGCCAUAUGAUGCGGUGUACCUGUGUUGGCAAUGGCAGAGGAGAAUGGAGCUGCAUUGCUUAUUCCCAGCUUAAUGAUCAGUGUAAUGUGGAUGGCUUCACCUAUGAGGUUAACCAGACCUUCACCAAACGGCACGAGGAGGGAUACAUGAUGAACUGCACCUGCUUUGGCCAGGGUCGUGGCCGCUGGAAGUGUGAUGCCAUUGAUCAGUGCCAGGAGCCAGAGACAAGAGCCUUCUAUCAGAUUGGAGAGUCUUGGGAUAAAGUCAUCCAUGGAAUCAUGUACAAGUGCUACUGCUAUGGCAAUGGUGUUGGAGAAAUGAGCUGCGAGCCCCAGUCGACACACCUUGGUGCUCCUGUCCAGGUGAUCAUAGCAGAAUCUGCAAACCAGUCAAACUCCCACCCUAUUCAGUGGAAUGUCCAGCAGUCUGCACACAUCACCCAGUAUAUCCUUAAAUGGAGAGUGAAAAACUCUCAUAGCCCGUGGAGGGAGGUGACAAUUCCUGGCCAUCUUAACUCAUACACCAUCUCUGGUCUGAAACCCGGCAUCACCUACGAGGGUCAGCUGAUCAGUGUGCUGCGUUAUGGACGCAAAGAGGUCACAAGUUUUGACUUCACCACUACUUACGGAUCCUUGGCUACAACACAAGGCGUGACCACCUCUCCUCCACCUAUGGUUGACAUCUCCGAGUCUGUGACCGAAAUUACCUCCAGCAGCUUUGUCAUCUCCUGGGUUUCUGCCUCCGAUACCGUUUCAGGUUUCAGAGUGGAGUAUGAGCUCAUUGAGCAGGGACAAGGCACUGGACAACCUAUUGUUCUAGACCUGCCCCGUACAGCUACCUCUGUAAACAUUAAUGAGCUUCUGCCUGGGAGGAAGUACACUGUUAACGUGUAUGCGGUUACAGAGGGAGGAGAGGACCUCGUUCUUACUACUUCACAAACAACUGUACCUGAUGCUCCCAAGGAGCAUGAAGUGGAGGAGGUGGGAGAAACGUCCAUUGUGAUCAGCUGGGAAAAACCACUGGCUCCCAUCACUGGUUAUCGUGUGGUCUACACUCCAUCAGAAGAAGGUGAAAGCACAGAGUUGACUCUCCCUGAUACAGUAACAUCUGUGACUCUGAGUGACCUUCGACCUGGGAACUUGUACAACAUCAGCAUCUAUUCUGUAGAGGACACCCUGGAGAGUGAACCCAUCUUUGUACAAGUCAGAACCUCUGGUGAUCCACUGCCAGAUGAAGUGGAUUCCCCCACCAACCUGCAGUUCUUUGAGGUCUCUGAUAAAAAAAUCGUUCUGACUUGGUCUGGCCCAUCCAGCGAAGUCUCAGGUUAUCGGGUCACAGUGGUGCCCGUUGACGAGUCUGGGUCUUCUCAUCCAGAGAUGAAUCUGCCCGUCAGUCAAAACUCCUACACUGAAGUGACGCACCUGCAGCCAGGAACACUGUACCGCUUCAGUGUCUAUGCCAUUCAUAAUGGAGAGCAAAGUUUGCCACUUAUCAGGGAGCAGUCUACUAAGCCAGAUGCCCCCACAGAUAUCCAUUUUGCCAAUGUGACUGAGGACAGUGCAGUGAUGCUGUGGUUUGCACCCCGUGCCAAAAUUACCGGCUAUCGUCUCUUCCUCAUGCUCGAAGGCUCCAACCCCAAGCAACUGCGCCUGCCCGCCCGCCUCACUCAGUACACCCUCCUCAACCUGAAGCCUGACACAGAAUAUACUGUUACUCUGCAUGCAGAGCAAGACAAUACACUGAGCGCAGGAGAGACAACUUUGUUUACAACUACUCCACCAAUGGGUAAUGCUCCUCAUUUCAAUGCUGAUGUGACUGAUACCUCCAUUAUAAUCACUUGGACUCCUGUUCCUCGCAUUGGAUACAAGUUGACAGUACGGCCCAGUCAGGGUGGGGAAGCCCCAAGAGAUGUGACCUCUGACUCAGGAAGUAUUUACAUUUCCGGUCUGACUCCAGGAGUGGAGUACACCUACAGCGUCCAGCCGGUCAUUAAUGGACACGAGCAAGGAACUCCGAUCACACGCCGUGUUGUCACACCUCUGUCUCCUCCUACUGAUCUUAACCUGGAGUCUAAUCCAAGCACUGGUGAGCUUGUAGUCCAGUGGAAUGGAGCCAGUACACCAGACAUCACUGGCUACAGAGUGACAUGCACUCCCACCAAUGGGCAACAAGGAAAUAGUGUGGAGGAAUUUGUGGAGGCCGGGGAGAACUCGUGCACCCUGGAAAACCUCAGUCCUGGUGUGGAAUACAAUGUCAGUGUUGUCACUGUUAAAGAUGAUAUGGAGAGCACUCCCGUAUCAACUGUCAUUAAACCAGAAAUACCACAGCUGACUGACCUCAGCUUUGAGGAUGUGAGCGACACCACUAUCAGUCUCCGCUGGACACCGCUCAACACCACAACCAUCACUGGUUACAGGGUCACCGUGGUUGCAGCUGGCGAGAGUGUACCCAUCUUUGAAGACAUGGUGCAGCCCACAACUGGUCAUUACACAGUCUACGGACUGGAACCUGGCAUUGACUAUGACAUUAGCGUUAUCACUGUGACGGAGAAUGGCGAGAGUGAACCCACCACACUCACUCAGCAGACCUCUGUGCCAGCCCCCACUAAUUUAGGCUUUGGCCAGGUUGGGCCAGACAGUAUAGAAGUCACCUGGGUCUCUCCCCAAGUCCCAAACAGUGCUGACAUUAACAGUUUCCUAAUCAGGUAUCACCCCAUUGAUGACGAAGAUGAGAUUACAGAGACCAGCGUUGGAGGCACGACUAACAGUGUGGUGCUAAGAAAUUUGCUGCCCAACACAGAGUAUCUGGUGAGCGUGGUGUGUGUUUAUGAGCAACGGGAGAGCUCACCCCUUGUUGGCACCCAGAAAACAGCUCUGGAUUCACCAGUCGGUCUGCGGUUCUCUGAGAUCAUGACCAACUCCUUUACCAUCCACUGGUACGCUCCCCAGAGUAAAAUCACUGGCUACCGCAUUCGUUACCAGAUGGUAAGCGGUGGGAGGUCCAAAGAUGAGAGGCUGCCCCCCUCCAGGAACCACUUCACUCUGACAGGACUCCAUCCAGACACAGAGUACUUGGUCAACAUCUUUGCAGUGAGCGGGAUACAAGAGAGCCUGCCGCUUAGUGGGACACAGAAAACAAUCUCUGAUGCACCCACGGACCUGGAAGUGCUAGACUCAACCCCUACGAGCAUCACUGUCCGCUGGGCCGCUCCACCAGUUACUGUGCGCUACUAUAGGAUCACCCAUGGAGAGUCAGGUGGUCACAGUAAUCCUAAGGAGUUCACAGUUCCUGGCUCUCAGUCCACUGCCACAAUCACCAACUUGAAGCCUGGCACUGAUUACACUGUUACUGUCUAUGCUGUGACUGGUAGAGGAGAUAGCCCUGCAUCCAGCAUUCCAAUCUAUGUCACUCAUAAGACAGGGGUCGACUCUCCCUCUGAAAUGGAGGUGACAGAUGUGAAUGACGACAGCAUCACAGUUAGGUGGAGCCCUGCCGAGGGUCCGAUCAAGGGUUACAGGGUGACUGGGGCCCCCAGAAAUGGACAGGGACCAUCUUUUACUGAGGUGGUGGCUCCAGACCAGACAGAGUUUACUUUCUCAGGCCUGAUGCCUACAUCAGAAUAUACUUUCAGUGUGUAUGCUCAAGGGCAAGAUGGAGAGAGCUCUCCACAGGUGGUGACUGCUUUAACAAAUGUAGACCGCCCCAAGGACCUGACCUUCGCAGAUAUUGACUCAACCUCACUGCGGAUCACCUGGGACAGUCCCGAGGGAACUGUUACCUCUUAUCGGGUGCUAUAUUCAAGUUCUGAGGAGGGUGAGAGAGAGUUGCUUCCUGCUCCGAGAGGAGACGCUGAGUCGACUGUCAUCUAUGGUCUCCAGCCCGGUACCGAAUACACCAUCAAGGUCAUCGCUUUAUACGAUGACACAGCCAGUACACCGCUGGUCGGGACACAAGCUACAGCAAUCUCUCCUCCAACUAACCUCCAGUUCUCCCAGGUCACCCCUACUUCUUUCAUCAUGCGCUGGGACAUGCCCAGUCAGGAAAAUCGACUAACUGGCCUCACAGGCCUCACGGGCUACCGUGUGGUGGUAAACCCAAAGAACAAGAGUGGGCCCACCAAAGAGAUCAACCUGGCCCCAGACGCCACUCAGGCACACAUUUCUGGACUCAUGAUUGCAACCACCUAUGAAGUCCAUGUUUAUGCCUUGAAGAACUCUCUCACCAGCAGGCCAGUCCAGGGAGAGGUCACCACCCUGGAAAAUAUCAGCCCCCCUCGUCGUGUACGCAUCUCUGAUGUUAAUGAUUCCACCAUCACCCUGACAUGGCGGUCCAAGACGGAGACCAUUUCUGGUUUCCUGGUUGAGGCCACACCCACCUCCUUCUCUUCUGGCUACACACCCAUCCAAAACACCAUUGGCCCUGAAUUGCGCUCAUACACGAUUACAGGUCUGGAGCCUGGCACCAGCUAUAAGAUCAACAUCUAUACACUGAAAGGAAAUGGGCGCAGUGUACCUCUCACACUCACAGCAACCACAGCUCAGCCGCUGGUCAUCCCACCCACAAAUAUUCGCUUCACCUCCCUGAAUCCUAACAGCAUUUCUUUCAUGUGGGAGCCGUCACGCAGUCCAAGAGUUACAGGGUAUUAUGUCACCUAUGAAGAGGCUGGUGGUUUGCCUCAAGAGGUCAUCCCUAGACCCCACGCAGGCCAGCACUUCGCUACCAUCAAUGGUCUGAAACCAGGAACAGAAUAUGUCAUUAAGAUCGUAGCCUUGCAGAAUGCUUUGAGAAGCACGUCGCUAGUGGGAAAAGCCAGAACCCAACCAGCUCCAGAUUCUCAUCUACUGGUCCCUGAGCUGCCUCAGCUUCCUGUUCCUCAUCGCCCCACCACUGAUAUUCUGGAUGUUCCCGAGCCCUUUGAUGACAAAAUUUUCGACUCCAACCACGUCCACUUGGCUGGCACUAGUGGCCAGAACCAGCCAGGGCAGCAGGGUCAGCACAUCUAUACAGAGUAUCAGAGCCUGAACCCCAAUAAUGGAUUUCAUGGCCCUUACAGUGGACCCAAAGAAGGCCAGAGACCUACUCUUAAAGAACCUCUAAUUUAUGUUCCUGUAACAGGCCCUGAUGGAAACAGAGUACCCUUGGUCAAGGUGAGCGAUGGUCCUCUACCAGGUCUUGCAUUUGGUUUCCCUGACAAUGAAACAGAGUUUCCCCAAGAAGCACAGACCAUUACAACCAUCUCCUGGAAACCCGUUCCUCACACUACAGAGUAUGAGGUGUCCUGUAAUCCCAUCACACACCUGGAGGAAGGAGGCUUCCUGAUGCGCCUUCCUGGCACUUCCAGCAGCGCCACUCUGAUUGGACUGACAUCUGGAGCUUCCUAUAAUGUCAUUGUGGAGGCCAUGAGCGGCGGGGCUAAAGAGAAGGUUUUGGAGGAAGUUGUAACUGUCGGCAAUGCUGUUCCAGGUGAAAUUCCUAUCACCCCCAAUCGAGAUAUGUGUUAUGACACAUUUACACAGACCUACCAUGAUGUGGGCUCAGAGUGGGAGCGCAUGUCAGAGACGGGCUUCAAGCUGUGGUGCCGCUGCCUGGGGCUGGGCAGUGGUCAUUUUAGGUGUGAUUCAUCCAAGUGGUGCCAUGAUAACGGUAAUAACUACCCUAUUGGAGAAAAGUGGGAUCGUCGUGGCGAGAAUGGUCACAUGAUGAGCUGCACCUGUCUGGGCAACGGCAAGGGAGAAUUCAAAUGUGAACCUCAUGAGUCGACAUGUUAUGACGAUGGAAAAAUGUACCAGGUUGGAAACCAGUGGCAGAAGGAAUACAUGGGUGCCAUCUGUACCUGUACUUGCUAUGGAGGACUACAGGGCUGGCGAUGUGAGAACUGCAGGAGGCCAGGAGGACAAACUGAGAUGGAGGUUGACCUCCUUCAACCUGUUCGCUCAGAUGUCUUUGAUCGGUACAGAGAAAAUGCUCUAAGCAAACUGAACAUCCAGUGUCCGAUUGAAUGUUUGAGGCCGGAGCUGCUUGCAGAUGCUCACAGCCCACAAGAGUAGAGAAGAAAGGAGCGUGAGUAAAGGAGGAUAAAGUGAUGAGAUCCCGAACAGUGUCAGCAUCACUUCAAGAAGGAAGUCUUCUCUUGCUUUUGUGAAAAGAAGAGAUUUUCAUCAAAUUUGUGCCUUUUUUUUCACCAUGCCAAAUUGUAGUGCCUUACAAACACUUUCCUAACUCCAACCUUUGUGCCUUUUUUAAAGACCUGUACCAGCUUUUCAUGUGGGCUUUGAUCCUUUUUUUCUUCAACAGAACCAGGGAUUUCUUCAUCAAGUUAACUUUAGAAACACAAAUCUGUCAGAGCACAAAUCCUGCUGCUUCAUCACCUUGAAUUCUUGUUCCCCAAGUGUUGUUUUCAUGCACACACACACAGAAACAGUAUUGUGUGUAUUUUUACUGUUGUAUUGGUGAUUGUGUUUUUCACAGCAUUCCUCUUUCCAAAGCAAAGUGCAUUUAUGCAAAUCUCUAAAUGUUCCCUGAUAUCUGUAGCCACAUGUUGCCAUAUCUGUUAUAUUUGAAUACAUUUAGGUAAUGGUGGAAUGUGUUUUUGUGGAUCCUUCCAUAUCAGGAAAAAAAAAAGAGGGAGGGUUGUUUCGCAAAGGCCAUUUCAAAGCCAUACAGUAUUUUCAUUGUUCCCCCAAAAUAACUUUUUAGCUCCUGUCUCAGUUUUACUGACCUC